AUGUUCGAGGCCAUCCUCGCGCCGCUCCUCGAGCGCGCGCUCGGGACGUACGUCGAGGACCUCCCGCGCGAGCGCGUCAGGGUCGGCCUGUGGAGCGGCGUCGUUCGAUUGGAAAAUGUCAGGCUAAAGCCGGACGCGUUCGACGCGCUCGGGCUUCCGUUCGCGGUGCGGAGCGGCACCGCGUCCUUGCUCGAGCUUCGCGUCUCGUGGAAGACCGCGCUGCUCAGGGUGCACCCGGUCGUCGUCGCGAUCGAGGGCGUGUCGCUGCUCGCGUCGCCGAGGGCGGAAGACGAGUGGAUUCGAAAUUCCGCCCCGGAGGAGCGCGCGCGCGCGCUGAGGGACGCGACGACGCGCGCGGCGGCGGAGGCGGCGACGACCGCGAAGCGCGGCGGCGGAGGCAUCAGCGGCGGCGUCUUGCACGCGAUGUGGGCGCCGAUACUCGAGAGGCUGCAGCUCAAGAUCGAGGACGUGCGCGUGCGGUUCGUGGACCUGCCGUCGGCGCUGCGCGACGACGAUGCCACGACGACGACAACAGCUGGCGUCGCGUCGUUCGGGAUGCGCGUGGAAGCCCUCCACGUGCGCACGGAGAGCACGCAGGAUUACCUGCGGAGAAUCCUGGGCAUGGACGUCGCGCGCGCGUCGGCGUCGGCGUCGCGCGCGUCGGCGUCGGACGACUCGGACGACGCGGGAGGAGACGGGGGAGACGUCGUCGGCGUCUCGACGACGGGGCGGUUCCGAGACGGCGAGUCCGCGGCGGCGGCGAAAGAACUCGAGGCGGACGCGAAGGAUCUCUUCCUGUCGCCGCUGCCGCCGCGCGGGGGCGGGGGUGUCGGGCGCGGCGGCGGACGACGAAGAGAACGACGGAGGAUAUCCACGGUCAGAGGGCUCCUGAGCGUCGUCGCGCCGGUCACGGAGGCGCGGAAACACCUCGAGGUGAUCGGGUUCGAAGUGUACGGCAAACCCGCGAUCGCCGCGGACGUCGCGACGCGAAGCCCGAUGGAUCGUUUCGAGUGGCACCCCGCGGAGACGCUGCAAGCGCGCGUGGAGCACACCCCCGCGGCGAGGGACGACCACGCGCCCGAGGACGUCAUGCUCGCCGCGUCGAAUCUCACGGCGUCGAUUCACGUCGUCGCGGCGCCGAGGACGCGGCCGGCGCGUGGGGAUACGAUCGCCGCGUCGUCGUCGUCGUCGUCGUCGUCGAACGGCGGCGGCUUCGACGUGCACGUGCAGUUGCACGACGAGAUACGCGCGCGGGUGCGUCCGUCGCAAGUGCGCGCGUUAGUGCGGCUCUCGGACGCGAUGGAUGUCUGGGCGCUGAGGAGUAAACACGGCGCGCGCCGCCCGACGGAUGCCUCGCGCGGGCUCGAGAGGGACUGGAGCGCGUGGUGGAAGUACGCGAUCGAGGCGACGAUCAGGGAUAACGACGACGCGAAAGCGGCGGUUAGAGGGGGUGGCGAGAGCGACGUCGCGAUGAAGAAGCCCGCGGCGCUGAGGUACCUGGAGCUCUACUCCAAGAAACUGAGAGAGCGACUCCGAGCGGAGUCCGAGAAUGACGACGAAAACGACGGGGAGACGUUUUACGAGUGCGAAGACGGCGACGUCGACAUCGGGUCCGAGAUGAGCGUCCUCGAGGACGAGCUCACGCUCGAGGAGCUCCUCGACGCGCGCUUAGAAGCGGAGCGGUGCCUGCCGGACGGGGACGACGACGAGUGGUACGACCUCGACGACGACCUCGAUGAAGACUCGAGCGGCUUGGAAGACGUCAGCGAUGACGACGACGACGACGCCGAGAACGGCUCUUCUACCCGAGGGACGAUAUCGUGGGCCGCGUCCGCGCUUUUCCGCGCGCCCGGCCGCGUCCUGAGCGGCGUCGGCGGCGUCGCCGCGCGCAUGAGCGGCGGCGGAGGAGACGCGCGCGGAAGGAGACAGUCCCGCGGCGCCGCGAAGACGCGAACGGCGGCGUUCACGUUACGCGUCGCGCGCGUCGCGGUGACGCUCUGCGCCGAAGCCGGCGACGUCGUCGCGGACGUCCUCCGUCUAGAGCUCACGAAAACGAAAGCAGAGCUCGGCGUCGUCGCGGACGCUCGCAGAGACGCGCACGCGCUGCACGUUGAGGUCGACGACGUCGCCGGAUACCUCCUCGGCGGCGGCGAGGUCGCGGACGAGCGCGCGAUGUGGAGACGCAAAGACGUGAAAUCGUCGUCGUCCACGGCGCCGUUCGUCCGCGUCUCCCAGCGCGCGCCCGUCGUCGACGCGCACGGCGUCGCGCGCGCGCAAGCGCUGGACAUCGCGAUGGCGCCUUUCGCGGUCGUUGCGCACCCGAGCGCCGUCUCCGCGCUCGUCGCGUUCGAUCGUCAGAUGAGCGGCUACCCGCGCGGGUACGGCUAUUUACGGAAGCUCUGGUCCGUGCGCGCGCUGCCCGGGGACGCGCCGAGAGAGAGGCUCGCGCGCGCGAUGAUGGCCGUGAAGGUGGGCGACAGGGUCGUCCCGUGGAGCGUGUCGAUGAGCGACGCGCUGGUGAUCGUUCCGCGCGCGGACGCGACGACGGCGGCGGCGGCGGCGGCGGCGAUCGAGGUUGGCGCGUUCCGAAUCGAGUGGUCGCCGGGCGGCGGGCACGCGAUCGACGCGCGCGAGGUCGACGACCUCAUCGAGCACGCGAGAGCGCUCUCGCUGCGCGACGACGCGAACGAAGAGACGAACGACGCGCUGUGCGCGCUGGAGAGGGUCGUCACGUCGCACGAGAUGACGGCGUCGUUCGAGGACAGAGCGUUCGCCGUCGUCGCGGACGCCGCCGCGGCGAGCGGUCCGCCGCCGCCGCCGCCGCCGGAUUUUGAAGUCGUCGAGUCGCGCGACGCCGCGGACGUCGACUUCACGUUCGCGGGGUUGAGGGUGUACGCGUGCGACGAGUCGUCGUCCGUCGUGCACCGCGUCGAGAUCGCUAGGUUCGCGGCGAGGGCGGGGAUAUCGCGCGAGGGCGACGCGAGGGCGCGCGUGGAGUUGAGCUCCGUCGACGCGGACGUCUGCGACGGCGCGUCCUCGUCCUCUCGGCGGCGCCGGCUCGCGCGCGUGAACUGCUCCGAAGACGGCGCGUUCGCGCCGGUUUUACACGUCGACGCCUCAUUCAGCGGGAGCGGCGGUCGAACCGCGCUCGAGAUCGACGCGAGGGGGUUGGACGUCUCGAUCGAGAGCGACGUCGUCGCCGCGCUCGCGGCGUUCGCGGCGGCGGCGGCGACGGCGAAAUCGCGGCGCCGCGCGUCGUCGUCGUCGUCGAAGGAGACGACGCUCCUCGCGAUGACGAGCUUCUCCUACCGCCGUCGCGCGAAACCCGUCCGCGUCCCGCCGUCAAAGACGCUGCUCGCGCACGGCGUUCACGAGGUUUAUCACUCCACCGCGAGAGAGGACCUCGUCGCGCUGUCCGCCCCCGGCGCGUUCGACGCGCCGCCGACGCGGUCGCCGCCGCCGCCGCCGGACGCGGCGAACGAAUCGCUCUCUGUCUCGUUCGCGACGCGCGCGCCGUUCACGGUCGCGCUGUCCGACGCGGGCGGCGUCGACCCGGUGCUUCGCGUCGCGAUGGACUCCGCGAAGCUGAAUUACGUGAAGCCGCGCGACGACGACGUCGAUGACGACGCGAAGACGCUCCUCGCGGCGACGAUCGCGGGUCUCGUCGCGAAGGCGCCGGCGCGCGCGCGCGGCGACGGCGACGACGUCGCGCUCCUGCGUCUCGGCGUCGCGCUGACGGUCGAGACGCCGACAGGUUCUACUCGCGCCGCGCCGAGCGUGGAGAUUUCCGUCGGCGAGUGCAGGGUCGGCGCGCACGCGGGUCCGCUGAUGCGCGCCGCGCGGUGGGGGGAGAAGGUGGCCGCGGCGGCGGCGGCGGCGGCGCCGCCGCCGCCUCCGUCUUCUUCGGUAUCGAUCGUCUCGCGCGACGAAAUCAUCGGCGAAGGCGUCGCGCCGCCGUCGCUGCGCGCGCUCGCCUGCGGUUCGAUCUCGCUGUCGCUGACGGACACGUCCGUGUUCGUGCCCGCGCCGCCCGCGCCGCAUCGAAAGCGCGGCGGUGGCGCCCGCGCGGCCGCCGCGGGGCUCUUUCUCGCGAUCGACGCGCUCGACGCGUCGACGCGGCUGCCGUUCGAUCCGACGCGGCCGGUCGACGCCGACGCGCGGCUCGCGCGUUUCGCGACGCGCGGCGUGCGCGUCAGCGCGUGCGCCGAGGACGACCGCGAGCGUGCGCUGUCGCUCCUCGCUGCGGAGCCGAUGGGACGCUCGUCGAGUUCGAGGGCGGGGCCGGCGGAGUCGCCGCCGCCGGCGUUGGCGACGAUUCGAUCCGCGAGCGUUUUCGAGGAGCGCGCGUCGCGCGGGAUUCUCGCUUUCGCGUGCGAUGUUCCCUCGGUCGCGGCGACGCUGUCGCCGUCGAGCGUCGCGCUGUGCGUGGACGCGCUGAACGCGGCGACCGCCGCGGUCUCGCUCGCGCGCGAGGACGAUACCCCCGGCGGGAGGAGGAAGGCCGCCGCGGGGACGGCUGAGUCGUCGGCGCCGGUUUCGAAACCGUCUUCGAAACCGUCUUCGAAAUCUCCCCGUCCGCCUCUCGAGUACUCGGUUAGCCUGCGCCUCGGCCGCGCGUCGCUUCUGUUGCAGUCCUCCAAAGCCGCGCGCGAGGGCGUGUUCGGGUUUGACGGCUCCGAACGCGCCGGUGUCGUCGCGAUCAACGCGCUCUCGAUCAAAGCCGCCGCGGGCGCGGAACGCGGGAUGACGUCGCACAAAAUCGACGUCUCGUUCCACAGCGCGCACGCGACGGACGUCAGCGCGACGGCGGCCGGGGAAGCGGAGCGCAUCGCGCUGGGCGUGGCGCUCGGCGAGCGGUUCGUCGACGGCGGGACGCCGCUCGCGUGGAUCGGAGGCGCAGGAAGCGGCGGCGGCGGCGGCGGCGGCGCGGCGCGGCCGUCGACGUCGACGCUCACCGCGCGCGCGUUGACGAAAAGCGGCGCGACGACGCCGUCGUCCGUCGGCGUCGACGCCGCGCUCGGCGGCGGCGGGUUCGCGUGUAAUCUCCCGGCGUGGAACCGCGUCAUCGCGUUGUGCGACGCGACGGCCGUGGAGGCGUCGCGGCCGACGAAGACGACGCCGGCGGCGGGCGGGGCGACGAAGACGAAGACGAAGACGAAGACGGCGGCGGCGGCGGGAGACGUCGUCUCGUCGUCGUCGGCUUCGUCUUUCGCCGGCGACGACGCGCUCUUCGCGAACGGCGAAUUUUCCACCGGCGAGUGGGUCCUCACGCUCCCUUGGCACCCGCCGAAAGGUGACGGCGGCCCUCGUGCCGUGCGCGUGCUCCUCGACGCGCGCGCGAGCGGGACCGCGAACGUCAACACGCGGACGAUGACGCCGACGAGGUGGGACGGCUGCGUCGGCGUCAAGAAGUUAAAACUCGACGUCACGGAGGUGGAGCCUCCGCGCGCGGCGACGAUCGCGCCCGGGGGCGUCGCCGAGCCCGCGCCGCCGCGCGUCCGCGCGCACGCGCUCGCGGAGUUGAGGGGGUUGAAGAUCACGGCGACGCGCGAGGAGAACGACGCGCCGCCGGGGGGCGAGCGCGCGACGGACGUCUCCGUGGACGUCACCGCGAGGGACGUCUCCGUCGCCGCGUCGACGCGUCGGUUGCUUCUCCUCGGGGAGCUGCGAUCGCUGAUGGAGGUUCAACAGCCCGCGGCGGCGGCGGCGGCGGCGACGGUGAAGACGACGCGCGCGCCGAGCGCGACGGCGGACCAGACGACGCCGAAGACGCCGAGCGCCGCGUCGACGCGGUCGUCCACGCCGACGUCCGUGUUCGCAUCCGCGUCCGUGGACGUGAUCGGCGUCUUAAUUCUCUCCGACGACGUGUCGGACGGCGCGUCAGCCGACGACGUGUCGCACGACGCGUCGGCUGCCUUAGACGUGAAUCUCGGCGUGCCGCUGCUCGAGGCUGCCGUCCUCGGGCUCACCGCGUCGUUCACCUCGGACGCGUCGUCCGACGCCGUCGGACGCGAGACCUCGAUCGCGCUCAACGCGGAGGCGCGAGUGAUUCUGGAUUCGCUGAACCAACGCAAGGGCGCGUGGGAGCCGAUCGUGGAACCGUGGAAGGUUCGUCUCGUGUCCGAGGCGAGCCUGCGCGAUGACACGGCGUCGAAGGCGUCGAUCAAGGUGGUCGGGUACGACGCCCUGGAGAUCACGGCCACGGAGGCGGGCGCGGCGUCCGUGGCGCAGUGCGCGCUCGCGAUCGCCAACGGCGCCGGCGACGAAAGCGCCGAGACCGCCGCGACGACGACGGCGACGCAAGGGCAGCAUCAAUCGUACUGGCUUCGGAACGCGACGAACGCGACGGUUCGGUACUGGCUCGCGGACUCGAGCGAAUCGGAAUCCGAACCGUCGCUGUCGUCGUCGUCGCGCGGCGGGUCCGUCCCUCCCGGCGGGCGCGUGCCGCUGCAUUUCCCGGAGCUGAAAUCUCGCGCGGCGCCGAGGUACUCGUGCGUCGCCGGCGUGCGCUCGCUGACGUCGCCGGCGCCGCCGCCGCCUCCCGCGCCGACGCGCGCGGUCGUCCUGCGAUUCGAAGGCGCCGAGGAAGCGUCCGCGCCCGUCGGUCUGGACGAGCUCGCGUCGCACGUCCUCGGGGAGAGGCUGCUGCUCGGAAGCGCGAUGACGGCGGAGAAGGACGACGACGACGGCGCCGACGCGAACGCCGCGAACGCCGACGCGGGCCGCGUCGUCGCGGAGGUUCGCCGAGUGAACGACAUGUCCGUGCGCACGGAGCUGCUGUUGCGCUCCGACCUCGCGGUGCACAACGGGACGCUCGGCGCGGUCGAUCUCGCGUUCGACGGCGCCGGCGACGCCGCCGCCGCCGCCGACGCGUCGUCGACGGUGCGCGUCGCGCCCGGGCAGAGGGUGUGGCUGCCUCCGCGCCGCGCGCGCGCUCGCGCGUCGGUGCGCUGGCGCCCGAGCGACGGCAACGCGCGCGCGUACGCGUGGAGCGACCCGCUGCCGCUUCGCGCGCUCGCGCCGUCGCGCGAGACGUCCGCCGCGCCUCGCGAGCGUCGCGCCGCCGCGUCCGCGUCGGACGACGACGCGAGCUUCCUCGCCGCGCCGUUCCGUUGCCUCGUCGACGCGGAGACGUCGCCCUGGUCGCACGCGACGAUCGUCUCCCUCGCGCCGCCUCUGCGCGUCUCGAACGACCUCCCCGUGCCGCUGAGCAUCUCGGUCUCGAGCGAAGGCGGCGGCGGGGAGGGCUCCGCCGGCGGCGGGUCGGGAUCGAUCGUGAUCGCUCCGGGGGCGACGAUCGCGCUGCACGACGCCGCGGCGGCGCCGCGCGCGGCGCCGACGCUUCACAUGCGCCCGCACGGGUACACACACUGCGCGUCCGUGCCUCUGCCCGCGAUCGGCGCCGGGAACGGCGCGAAGGCGGGUUCCGCCGCCGCCGCGGCGGCGGCGGCGGCGGCGGAACCGUGGACCGCGCACCGCGACGUCUUCAAAGUCGUCGGGUUUCGCGCGGGCGGCCCGCGCGCGCCGCGCCUCACGUCCACCUCCCCCGUCAGCGUGCAGCUCGACGUGCGCGUGGACGAGCGCGGGACGAGAUGCGCGCGCGUGUCGUGCCCCGUGCGCGUCGUCAACGCCGCGUCCGACGCGCUCGUGCUUCAAGCCGUGGACCCGCCGGAGGGCGCGGAGGAGGAGGAAUUUUUCGAAAAGCUCGCGCUCGACGACGGCGACGCCGCGUGCGUCCUGGGCGCGCGUCUUCCGUCCAGGACCGCGCUCGGGGACGGCGACUGCUGGCUCCCUCCCGCGCGUCCGAGGGCGAGAGGUCUCGGCGGCGGCGGCGGCGCGGACGGCGUCGACGGACGGGGGUUUGAUCCGCCGGCGAUGCUUCCCGGGUUGGGGUUGAAGCGCGCGCGCGCGUCGUCGUCGUCGUCGCUCCUGCCGCUGUCGCCCAAGCUCGCGCGAUCGCAAGACCGGCUGGCGGCGGCGGCGUCGAUGGACCACACCCCGACCGGGUCGCGCCCGGGCACCGCGCCGGGGAGCCCGGACAGCGGACGGUCCUUAGAGCACUCCCCCGCGGGGUCGUCGGGGUACCUUCCCGGUUUGGACGGCGGCGGCGGCGGCGGCGGGGGAACGAGAGGCGUCACCGCGCGGGCGCUGUUCUCGUCGUCGCUGGGCGGAUCCGCUGGAUCUCCGACGUCGUCUCCGAACAAGUCGUUCCUCGAUCUGUCUGACUUGUGCGUCGGCCUGGAAGCCGCGACGUCGUCCCCGAGGGCGACGGCGACGGCGACGGCGACGACGACGACGCGCGUCGGCGACGCGUCCCCCGAAGCCGACGUCGGCGUCGCAAUGUACGGGAAGCAUCAGCUCUGGGGGCAAUCGAAGCGCGGCGUCCCGGUCCUCGUGCGCGCGCGCUCCCCCGCCGCGAACACGUGGUCCUCUGUCGUCGCUCUGAAUCCCGGGGACGCGAGGGUCGUGAGAUGCCCCGCCGGCGGCGGCGGCGGCGGCGGCGGCGGCUCGGGGAAGCCGAGCGCGGAUGGCGGCGCGUGUUACGAGUACGUCGUCUCUCUGCGCGAUCCGCACUCUGGGAGCGGGACGAUCGUCGUGCACCCUCGCGUCGUGAUUCGCGCGUCGGCGCUGUGCGGCGAGCUUCCGCACGACGUGCCUUUACUCUUCCGCGAACACGGCGGCGACGACUGCGCGUCGUUGCGGCCGGGCGAGGAGACGCCGGUCACGCGGUGGCGCGCGAGCGGCGGCGCACGCGCGGUGUGUUUCCGGCCGAACGACGGCGGCGUGUGGUCGUGGUCUUCGCCCGCGGUCGUGGACGUCGUCGGCGUGACGUACGUCAAGGUGCGGUCGCUGACGCGAGCGCCGCCGGCGCGCGACGACGUUGGCGGCGGCGGCGGCGGCGGCGCGGCGAAAAAACUCGGGUUCGACGAAAGUUUCGACGACGACGACGACGACGGCGUUCGCGCGUCGUCAUCCGCGGCGCGUUUCCACCGAACGAACGCGAUCGCGAACGCGAAGACGACGCGCGUGUUUUGCGUCGCGGUGUCGAGCGCGUCGUCCGCGCGCGGCGGGUUCGUCGUCGACGUCUCCGAGCUGUCGGACGCGGAAUGGCGCGCGCUCGCGCCCGUUCUCGUGGAGAACGCGUCGAACGUGGUCGUGACGUUCCGGCAGACGGGCGCGCCGCGAAGGCACGACGGCGACGAGCGCGCGCAUCCGCGCUCGACGACGUCGUUUCUGUGGGACGACCCCGCGAAGCCGCGGAGCAUCUCGUUGUCCGUGCCCGGCGCCGCGUCCCCGGACAUUUGCGCGCCGGCGUCGGCGAUGGACGAACUCGACGACGACGCGAACGACGGCGGCACGUCUUCUUCUCGGUGGUCCGCGCAGUCGGUCGUGCGGUACGUCGACCCGUCGCGCCCGCCCGUGCUGCUGCGCGUGACGACGCGGAGAGACGCGGGCGCGACGCGCGUGACGAUCGAAGCCGUCGACGCGAAGCAAAAUCCCUCCGCGUGGGCGGCUGCGACGGCGGCGGCGGCGGCGACCGACGCCGCGGCCGCCGCGACGCCUCCCGGCGGCGUCUCUACCACCACCGCCGUCACCGCGCCUUCUUCUUCUUCUUCUUCUCCCGCGUUCUUCACGGCGUCGCCGAUGACGACGCGCGUUUUACAGCCGCUGCUCCCUCGGCGGCUGCGUCCGAUCGCCGUCGCGCUCGCGUUCGCCACGGACAAGGCGUCCGCGGCGGCGGCGAAGUCGUCCGCCGGCGAGCUCUCUUCGCGCGACGCGCCGUCGUUCGCGAUCGAUUGCGCGCUGGAGCUGUCGUCCGUGGGUCUCAGCGUCGUGAGCGGCGGCGGGCGAGGCGGCGCGCGCGAGCUCUUGUACUCGCGAGCGACGGCCGUGCGCUUGGAAGCGUCCGCGUCGGGACACAAGAAGAGAGGCGGGAAAGUGAUUUGGAAAGACGCCGACGUCGGCGCGCGCGUCGGCCGCGUCCGCGCGGAUCUCCAGACGGCCGGCGCGAGCUCGUACCCGAUGAUCCUCGCGUGCGGCGGCGGCGGCGGUGCCGUUCUCGGCGGGCGCGGCGGCGGCGAACCGCUAUAUAAACCCACCGGCAAACGCGCGCUGUCGCUGCGCGCGGCCGUCGGGAAGCAGCGUCGGCACGAGUGGGCGCUGCGAUCCGUCGCGUUGGACGUCGCGCCCGUGACGCUCGACCUCAAAGAGGAGCUCUUGCUCGCGCUGCCGGGCGUCGUGGAAGGAUUCGCGCGGCCGUUCUCGGCGGUCACAACGGCGGUUUCGACUACUACUACGGGCGGCGCGCGGACGCCGCCUCAUCGCGGAAGGCUGCCGACGACGACGACGCCCGAGUCGACGCGGCGGAUUUUGCCGACGUUGCGCCCCGCGGCGGCGAGAGCGCUCGCGGCGGCGGCCGCGUCCGCGUCCAUGUCCGUCCCCGCGCCGCCCGCGCUCUCGUCCGUGCGCGUCGGCGAGUUCGACCUCACGGUGUCGUUCACCGCGCUGCCGUUCCUGCCGUGGGGGCUUCGAUCGCUCGGCGCGGUCGAUCGCGCGCGGGUGUCGUUGGGGUCGUUCCAGCUGCCGUCGCCGUACGCGCUUCGAAAAAUGCGGAUGAAAAAAAGUAACGCCGCGGGAGCAGCGGAGACGUGGUCCACCGAUCAGGUCGUGUCGCUCGCGCGACGGCACUACAUCGCGGAAGCCGCGGGGCAGGCGGGGCGUCUCAUCGCUAGCAACAAGCUCCUCGGCGACCCCGCGCGGUUCUUGGGGGAGAUACGCGCCGCGACGCGCGAGCUGUUCGCGUCGAACGUCAGCCGGGGGAUCGGGAGGCGGUGCGCGUUGUUUUCGUCGCGGUGCGUUUGGGCCGUCGGGGUGUGGGCGCGGACGACGCUCGCGCACGCGCGCGACGUCGCGCACGAGGUCGAGGCGCGUUUUGAGGCGUCGCGGGAGCGGCGCGUACUCAGUCUGCGAGAGCGGCGCAUCGAGGAAGAGGACGAGGACGGCGGCGGCGACGGCGACUCGAAGAAGAAGGCGACGGAGGAGGCGCGCGCGCCGGCGGGCGCGAGCGACGCCGUCGUCGUCUCGUCCUCGGCGGGCGCGGGGGGGAGUUCGACUUCGACAUUGAAAACGUCGAACUCGACGACGAAGGAGACGUCGACGUCGACGUCGUCCUCCUCCGUCAAAAUCCUUCCCGCGGACGACGCGACGUCCGCCGCGGGCCGCCCGACGUCGACGACGUCGACCUCGACGGGAGGAGGCGAAGAAAACGAUGAGAGCAAGACGACGACGCGCGCGGCGGAUCACCCGAAGGACGUCGUCUCCGGAAUGCUUCGCGCGCUAGGGAAACUCGUGGAAGCGCCGCUGCAGGGCGUCGAGCUCCGAGGCCUCCCCGGACUCGUCGAGGGCGCGAUGGAGGGCGUCGCCGGCGCCACCGCGAAUCUCGCCGCCGCGUCGUUGAAGCUCGCGAUCAUCCUAUGCGAUAAAGCGUACGCCGUCGUCGCGCGCGCGUCCGACGGCGGCGACGACUUGGAAUCCGUCUCCAUCACCGCCGCCGCCGUCGGCGGCGGCCUCGUCAUCACGCGGCACCGCGUCUCGAACGUCUCCGCGCCGCGCCUGCGCCCGCCGCGACCGGCGCCGAGCGACACGGAGCCGCUGCUGCCGUUCAACGGCGAGCUCGCGCUGACGAGGGAGAUGCAUCAGGCGCGUUCUAUACAAAAGUUUUUCAACCAUCGCCCGGUUUCAACAUUUGAUCGCGUGGGUCCCUUUCAACUGACCGGUGAACUAUUUUUGCCUCAGUACGCGAGCGACGGGAAGUACGCCAAGGCGGCGUACCUCGGCGGCGCGGCCAUCGUCAAGCCGAGAGGCGGAUACGUCGUCGUCACGAGCGAGCACGUCGUCGUCGGCGUCGCCGUGAUUCACAAGACGCCACUUGGCUCGAGCGAUAGAGGGAGUUUAAACGGCUCGACCGCGGCGGAACGCGACGCGAGCGGCGAGGGCGCCGAGAGCCUCGGCGCCGCCGCGACCGAGCCGCCCGCCGCGGCGAAACCGUCGGGGUGGGUCGUGCGCGACGCGUUUCCGCUGCGGGAAGUCGUGGGCGUGCGAGUCGCCGGCGCGCUCGUGUUGAUCACCGCGCGGUACGCGCCGAGUCGCACGUCGCGCGACGACGACGGGUUUCGGAGCAGCCUCGAGGGCGUUGAAUCGCUGUUGACGCCGGCGUAUUCCGCCGCGUCGCGCGUCGCCGCGGCGUGGCGGAGGGGUUUUUUGAGCCGACGGUUCGCGGCGGCGGGGAGAAGGGAAAAAAACAAAAACGACGCGGGUUCCGGACGCGACGGCGCGAACGCCCCGAGGGUCAACAACAGCGCUGUGGACGUGGACGCGAUCCCGACGAGGGAGGUGGCGUUGCACUGUGUGGACGCCGUCGCCGCGGCGAGGUUGCACGGGCAGCUGGUCGCCGCGACGACGACGACGAACGGGGGAGGAGGAGGAAACGCCCUCCGGAGACAGUAGUAGAAAAACAAUAAUAUUAGAUUUAGGACCAGCAGAAGACGAAGUCUAACGAC
Micromonas pusilla CCMP1545 is the source of this 12560-nucleotide messenger RNA. RefSeq lists its product as uncharacterized. Gene Ontology annotation, cellular component: extrinsic component of membrane. Gene Ontology annotation, biological process: protein retention in Golgi apparatus; protein targeting to vacuole. Lineage: Eukaryota; Viridiplantae; Chlorophyta; Mamiellophyceae; Mamiellales; Mamiellaceae. The record is from RefSeq and is a predicted model, not a curated record. Bases 1 to 12507 code for a protein of 4168 amino acids. The transcript has 3 exons.